AUGUCUGGCGAAGCAGAACCCCGACGCUCGGUGCGCGCGACCAAGGGCCAGCACACCAAGUCAUUCGACGAACUUGAGCUUGCGACUAUGCCCAAGAAGCGACAGACUAAGAAAACGAAAAAGGCCAAAGAGCAAGAGCAGGAACAAGAACAGGAGCAAGAGCAACAGCAAGAUCAGGAAGAAGAGGAGGAGGAUGAGUUGAUACGUUGUGUUUGCGGCGCCACAGAGCAAGACGAGGAUUCCGGUGAAGCUUGGAUCGCUUGCGAGACUUGCGGUGCAUGGCAACACAACGUCUGUGUGGGGGUAAGCUCAUUCGAUGAUGAGAUCCCGGAGCAUUACUGGUGCGAACAAUGUCGCCCGGACGAUCACAAGGAACUCCUCGAUGGUAUGGCCAAGGGUGAGAAGCCCUGGGAAGCCCGGCGCAAAGCGCAUGAAGAGGAGGCCAAGAAGAAGAAGCGUGGUGGACGCAAAGGUAAGGGCAAGCGCCAUAGCGAGACCAAGGAAGAAGACAAGAACAAGGCCAAGUCAUCACCUGCCCCUGAUGCCAACAAGGAGAAGAAGGACACAAAGACUGGCAAGCGAAAAGCUCGAGAAGAUUCGCAUGAGACUGAUGGCAAGUCGACAAAGAUUCGCCGUGUGUCAGAGAACGGAGCUGCGUUUGUUCCCGUCUCUUAUAUACCGCCGGAUGAUCUACCUAAGUCGAUAGGAGACCUAGCCAGUUCUCGUACUGGACCAGCCAAAGCGUUGAGCAAAUCUAUCAUUCACGUUUUAAUGUCGAUGCAGAAGCAGGGCGAACUCCAACUUGAGGAAGGCGAUACAGUCGACUCUAUGUCUGAGACUUUCGCUCUCCAGAUCGAGCGUGGUGUAUAUGACACGCACCCUGCCACCAAGGGACAGAAGGAGUAUAACCAGCAGAUCAAGUCAUUGAGCUUCAAUCUAAAGAAUAACCCGGAGCUGUGCCAGGGACUUGUCUACAAGACUCUGUCACCUGCAACCCUGGCCGUUAUGACAUCGGAGCAGCUCGCGUCGUCUGAGAUGCAGAAGCAGACUGCAGAGAUGAAGGCAAAGGCAGAGAAGCAAUCCAUCCUCUACACCUCUGAGACGGGACCUCGUGUACGACGAACACACAAGGGUGAAGAGGUUGUUGACGACGAGACCUUCAUCAAUGAUUCUGCCGUGCCUCUCCCGCCAGGACCUCCCCGUCGCUCAGACCCUCAGGCCGUUAAGAAGGAACCUGUAGGAGGCGACACAGCAGACCUUGCAUCGCACCCACAGCAGGUCGACGACAAGCAGCGAUCACCGAGUCAUCCCGACUUCGAUAUCACCAAAGUUUUCUCCAGCGUCAAAUCCCCUACCGUAUCGCAUAACCGCCGGCCUUCCGCUAUAGUCACCGGAGCGAAUGGCCCUGGCGUGGAUGCUGACGUUGACCGCAUGCUUGAAGAGGAGAAUGAUUCGCCUCCCUAUUCACCCACAGAGGAACCCCAGGACCCAGAUGUGAUUUGGUCUGGAUCUCUGGCUAUGAGUUCAAUCGCAGACUUCUCUGCCACGGCCAAGUACAUUGGUGGUGCCAACUUUGCUUCGAUAGGGCCAUGGUCAAAGCUCAUUCCCAAACGGCUGACUGUCGCUGGACGAAUCACUGAACAAAGUGCCAUAGAAUAUCUCUGCGGACUCCGUUACAGCAAGACUACUGAUAUCAUUGUUGUCUCCCUCACACCUGUCUCUCCAGCUUCCCAUACAGAGUUCCAUGCCCUCCUCAACUAUUUCAUCAGUAAGAAGCGUUAUGGUGUUAUUGGAGAUAAGGCGAUUGGUAACGUCCGAGACACAUACCUUGUGCCAGUUCCUCCAGGGGAGGAUAACUAUCCUGAGUUCAUGCUCAACCUGGUUGAUAAUAAGAUCCCGAAGAUUCGCACAGAGCCUAUGCUACUAGCAGUGUUUGUUUAUCACAAUGAUCCUGAGCAGCUUAAGCAAUUGAAGGAUGUAGCCACCAGCCAACAGGAUGUCCACGCACUGGGAUCACCAGUUCCUACAUCUCAGGCACAGAGGAGCAACUCAAUAGCGUCAACUGGACCAGCAUUUUCGCCUGCAACACCACAAGCCCCCCAAGGAGGAUUUUCACAACAAUCAUCCCCGGCUCAGUGGCAAUCUACAACGCCAGUUCCCAUUCCUCAACCACCUUAUUCUCGGCCACCACCGCCGCCGCCUCCAGCCGCAGCACCCCAAAUGUCCGAUGCACACAAGCAUCAAGCUCAACAAGCAGGCGUGGCCGUAGCUCAGGAACUUCUCGGCCCUUGGAUUACUGCGCCAACUGUGCAAUUCAUCUUACCCCAAGCAUACCAGAUGGCCCGCAGAGAGUGGGAGGUUGUUCGAAGAAUUCUGGAACGCGAUGCCAAAGCACGCGAUGAUCUUCAACAUCUUGGCCAGCUGCUGGAGAAGGAAACCAUUGCGGACAAGACAGGCGCCGUUGCGUCAUAA
Messenger RNA from Fusarium sp. VM40, 2472 nucleotides. NCBI's taxonomy places the organism in Eukaryota, Fungi, Ascomycota, Sordariomycetes, Hypocreales, Nectriaceae. The record is from the annotation of a GenBank genome assembly.